UAGAGUGUAGACAGUAGUUUAUAGCCACUUCUCUCUCUGAGGACCCUUUCUUUCUUCCCCAUUUCUCCUCUCUUUUCCAGUGACGAAGUUCUUUGUGGAGCAAAAAUGGUUUGUUCUAUAUGUAAAACGAAUACAGUUUCAUUGUAUAACAGAUGUGGUGCAUAUGCAGAAGCGAACGACGGGACCGGAGUUCCAGUAUGUAAGACUUGUUACGGGGAAGUCGAUAACAUACUGAACUUUAUAAAUAAAGACAGAAAGAAUAAAACCAUAUCCUAUCCAGCCGAUAACAAUUGGGGGAAAAGGUGGGUCGAAGAAGUGACAAAAGAAAAAGACGGUUUUCUGAGUGAUCUAGCUGCAGCCUUUAGAGAGAAAAUCCACUCAGAUAUUAAAGUGAAGCCGGGCGGCCGUGGACGCGCUCUACCUGCGCAUAAAUUUUUGCUGGCAGCAAGAUCCGAAAUUUUCAAAACCAUGUUAGCAUCGGAUACAUGCAAAGUUGCACCAACCGGCUCAAUUUCUCUCCCUGAAUUCAGCUAUGAAGAGCUCAAGACAUUCUUGGAGUUCCUUUAUGGCGGCAGCUUGGCUAUAGAAAAAUUUAAGGAGCAUUUUUACACCUUAACAAUUGCAGCUGACAAGUAUGUAAUUCCACACUUGCAGAAGUUCUGUGAGCAACAGAUUUUGAAUAUGUUAGAUGCAUCAAAUGCACUUAAAGUUCUCCAGCUCUCUGAAGUUUGUUCCAAUGAGACUUUAAAGCGUGCUGCUCUGGAUUCAAUACUCAAGUACAAAAACGAGAUAGUUCUUUUACCUUAUUUUGAAGAAUUUGCAAGAGAGAAUCCACAUUUGAUGGUACAUAUCACAAGGGCCUCGCUGACUUGCUUCACUGGGAAGUAGAGAUGCGAAGCGAUGCGCAAAACAUGCAGUAGCUGAAGCCUUUCCGGUGGAUAGUAUUUUUGUGGGACUGGGGGAGGUAGCAAAGGUACUUUUGAUGCUGUAAAUUCACCAUUUGAAGUUAAAAGUAAACGUCUCCACUAGGACCAAGUGUGGUUUUAUGUUUAAUGUGCAAAGGCGUACCACAGCACUAAGUGGGAGAGUAUAUGUUUGCAGGGCAACAAAAUAGGCUUAAAUUUUUUUGGGCAAACUAUUGCAAAUAGCUGCUUGGGCAUGUGUAUAACGAUGAUAUCCGCCUUUGUAAAUCUUCUCUAGUGUAAUAAU
Papaver somniferum (opium poppy) is the source of this 1209-nucleotide messenger RNA. RefSeq names its product BTB/POZ domain-containing protein At1g01640-like. The transcript is spliced from 3 exons. The coding region runs from base 106 to 888 and encodes 260 amino acids. The record is from RefSeq and is a predicted model, not a curated record. Lineage: Eukaryota; Viridiplantae; Streptophyta; Magnoliopsida; Ranunculales; Papaveraceae. Gene Ontology annotation, molecular function: protein binding.